AUUUCACCAAAUACUCCCCUCUCAAUAUCCCCAGUGCCCUUACACCCUACACAAAACCACAACCAGCAUGGCUCUGCGCUCCGAAACAAUCCAAGCCCUGCGGCGGUUCGCCUCCUGCGACAUUGGCGACGCCCUCGUCAAACUCGGCGUCCCAAACGGCGGCUACCUCUCAGGCCUCAAGAUGUUCUCCCCGGGACUCAUGUGCACCAAAACCAAGAUCUUCGGCCCCGCCUACACCGUGCGCAUGGUGCGCGACUCGGAUAAAGCCUCCCCAACCCCGCCCAAGCACUUCGCCGACGCCAUCCCCAAGGGCAGCGUGGUGUUCGUCUCCCAGCCGAAGGGGCUGGUCAGCGCCUGCUGGGGCGGGCUGAUGAGCACGCGGGCGCAGAAGCUGGGCGCCGCGGGCGUGGUGAUCGACGGGCGGUUCCGCGACGUGGCCGAGCACCGGGAGCUCGGCGUGGGGUUGUUCGCCCGCGACGUGAGCAUCCUCGGGUCGGCGAGUUUCACGCGCUCGUCCGAGCUGAAUGUCCCCGUCACGUAUGCGGAGGGGACCGCCGGGGAGAGUGUGGUCAUUCAGCCCGGGGACUACAUUGUCGGGGAUGCGGAUGGAGUGGUUGCGGUGCCGGUGGGGAAGAUCGAGAAGUGUGUGGAGUUGUGUCAGGAGCGGUUUGAGAUUGAUGAGGAGACGAGGCGGUGUUUGGAGCAAGGGGAGGAGAUGGGGGCGACGAUUAGGCGGUUGCGGAAGUGAGUUUGGCGGGUGGAUGUGGUGGUGCCUGUAGUCGGGUCACGGGUGCUGGGUGGAAUCACUAUCUUGGUUCUUUUUGGGUAGUGUACAGACCGGAUAUCAUGUAUGUUCUGAAUAAAUUUGGUUUGCUGGUGCACCUAGGUUGAGAUGUGGUUGGCGUCCUCUGGCAUUUAGUCGGAUAGAUCCGUCGGCUGCGCAAGGACGGGAAUAUAUACUCACGGCACCGAUGAACAGUGCAUUUCCACAACAACAACAGCCCAAAACCACCACUUGGUCUCGUCCUACUAUGCUAUGCAUAUUCGAGAGUGUCAGAGAUAGUCUUUAGUCCCUGAUCGCCCGAAAUAAUGCAGAAAGCC
Aspergillus aculeatinus CBS 121060 is the source of this 1101-nucleotide messenger RNA. RefSeq names its product RraA family protein. The record is from RefSeq and is a predicted model, not a curated record. Bases 68 to 748 code for a protein of 226 amino acids. NCBI's taxonomy places the organism in Eukaryota, Fungi, Ascomycota, Eurotiomycetes, Eurotiales, Aspergillaceae. The transcript has 2 exons.